AGCACAGCACCUUCCUACCACCUUCCAAAAUGUCAAAGACAAAUGGCAGAGAAACUCUGACAAAACAAAACGACAACAUUAACUCAUAUAAUAUUUGAGUUUGAGUGCGAGAGAGACACGACACACACACACACACAAAAUCACUUUACAUUCCUCACUCACUUUCUUCACUUCAUCCUCCAUGAACCCCAACAACAAAACAGAAGAAGAAGAAGAAGAAGAACUCUUCCUCCACCAUCACCAUGAACAUGAACCACCCUCUUUCUCUCUCACCUCUCCCACCACUCAUUCACCUCCAUUCAUAACCCCUGACCCCCACAUCUCAUCCCAAUUCUACACCUUCAACAAGGACUCACAUGCCCUGAUGCUCCGCUCCCUCCUCCACGGCGGCCUCCCCACCACCGCCGACAUCAUCGCCGCCACCCCGCCAUCCAUCCUCACCUCUUGGCGCUCCGUCUGGAAGGAUCGGAAUGAGGACACAGCCUAUCUCACUGCGUGGAAGCGCAUCCAGGACAAACUCACCACCCACGUGGACCAACAUGGUAAUCACUUUCUUUGCUUCAAGAACAAUUCUCAGCAAUUUGUUUCCCAUGUUAACCAGUGGCAAGACAUUGUAAUGAGUUUUCACACUGAUGCUGAUUUGAAACACUUAGGGUUGAGAGAAACUGUAGAGAGAAUUAAGCAGGUUUGGACUGUAGGUGCUAAGUUUUAUGGCAUCCCUGAGAGUUACAUUAGGGUUUGUGUUGCCGCGUGCCCCGUUUGCUCCUCCGCGGCCGGGAGGAGCAAUAAGAGGCGUAGGUUUGAGUAUACUGAGUCUCUUGAUGUGCCUGCUAAGGAUGUUCCUAGGAGGCUUCAACAGUUGGCGGCAAAGCAUAAGGUUGUGCUUUGCAUUAGGCAGAAGUAUAUAAGGUUUAAGCCCUUUAUGGCUGAGGUGAAGGAUUAUGCUUGUCAUAGAGCAGGGGAGCCUGCUGCUGCUGCUGCUGCUACCAAGAAAUCUAAGGUUUUGAAGAGGGAACCCUAUGUGUCGAAGCGCUGCGGGUGUGGAUUUCGCAUCAGGGCUAUUGUUCCCAUAAAGGAUUAUAAUGAGAAGGAUAAGACUUUUGUAUAUGAAGAAGAGGGGGUGGCGAUUUUCAAGUUGUAUGCGGUGCAUUCGGGGCAUGAGCCUGGGCCGUUGGAUGGUAAUGCCAGGAUUAUGCAUCGGGUUGUUGGUCACAAGGGCAGCUAUAUGAUGGAUCAAGAAACGGUGUAUGGGGUGAGGGAGGAUGUGCAGAAUGAAGGUUUUGGGUUGUUGGGGAAGGAUGAAGGAGAUUUGCAGUUUUUGAUUUUGCAACAGGUGCAGGAAUUGAGAGCUGAAGUUGGGGUGUUGGAAGGGAAAGUUUCGAAAAUCUCGCGUGAAUUAUUGGUUUCUGUUUCUCAAGAAUUGUUUGAUAUUAUGAAUAAAAUCAGAAAUAUAGGGGAAGUGAAUUCAAAGCCAAUUGGGUUGCUAGCUGAUGAGCCACAUGCAGAUGAUGUCUUGGUUGGGGAUAAUGAUCUGGCAAAUUGGAGUACUCAUGAACAUGAACAGAUUUUUGGGGAUGGCAAGGACACAGAGCUUAUUGAGGUUGAGGAUGACGAAGACAGUUUUGGCCUCACUCUAGGAGAAGCAGUUUCUUGGGACCAGAUGAGGGCAGAUUGUAGAAGUCAGAAAGAUCUGUUAAGUGAAACUUGUAAGCCUGAAAAGUGGUUGAAAUGCAGUGACUUCGAUGAGAAUAACAUCCUUGAUUAUGAGGACAUUAAACUAAUAAAGCACAUCAGACGUGAUGAGGCUAUAGUUGCAGAUGUAGGUCUUGGCUGUAUACAGGUUGAUAGUUUCUACCAAGACAAUCCUAAAUGGUAUGAUUCUCCUUGUGGUUUGGAUGCUGUUGCAGACUGUGGGGAUGGUGGAUUCUAUCAUGGGGAGAUCUUGUCAUGCCCUGAACGUCAAAGUUAAUAGAUUCUAGCGUAGUGUGUUUGAAAUUCAUUUUUCAUAUUCACCCUAUCUGACUUGUAGAAGUGGGAUUGUACAUUCAUGGGUACAGAAGAUUGGAGCCGCACACAUGCUUUCAGGUGUAAAGUAUGAUGAAGUAUGCUUCUUUGCACAUAACUUUGUUAUGAAUACUACUAUGUUAACCUUGUUCGGCCUUUAGAUUUUGUAGUUUGGUCCUUCAUAUAUUACAUAUAUGUAUUUUCAGUAAUUUUUUUUGGAAUUUUAGAGAUUUUUGUAUUAGUAUGAGGAGCCUUUGGUAAUUUAAUUCCAUAUUGCACUAUGCGGAACUUAAUCUUUAUGGCAUGUAUGUAUCUUACUCCUUAGACAAUUGCUAUACAUAAUUGUUCAUUUUUUUAUAUGCAAAAAUCAUUUAGAUUUUGGUUUGAUGUGAGUCCGAAGAUUAUCAAUUGCUUUACCGUACGGGUGAAACAAUGCCCUUUAUCCUCUUGUAUCUCUGCCCCACAUUUUAUGUCAUCUUGGCACUAUUUUUAGCAAUUGCUAUUAUAUCAAGUUGAAGAUUGCAGGUUUUUGGUGCUUUUAUCCUUCAGGCCACUUUUUUGAAUUUCCCAAUUCUGAUGUUUGAGGUUUUUUGUAUUUAAGUGUCUUCUCCUUCCUCCAGAUGUUGUCUUGUAACUGUAAAUGGGUUACAAUUUGGUUCCCCCCACCAUGGUAGUCAAAAUCGAGAUCCUUCCUAGGAUUGGAAGGGGAGGGAAAUAUGUGAAUCGUGUGAUCAUAAGAUCCUACCUAGUAUACAAAAUUAUAUUCAAACAUUCACAGAUGUAUAUAAAAGCAGCAAUCCAUAGGAGCAGAACAGAACAACAGAACAGAAGAGUCUGAACCUGCAGAAUCGCAGUAGAGCCCAAGAACCAGCGAA
This is a messenger RNA of Gastrolobium bilobum, 2879 nucleotides long. RefSeq lists its product as uncharacterized. The record is from RefSeq and is a predicted model, not a curated record. NCBI's taxonomy places the organism in Eukaryota, Viridiplantae, Streptophyta, Magnoliopsida, Fabales, Fabaceae. The transcript has a single exon. The coding region runs from base 182 to 1969 and encodes 595 amino acids.